AUGCAGGCAUCCGAAUUAGUACUCAUGCUCAACGCUAUUGUGAAUGGAUUUGAUGCAUUGACCGAAAAGUAUGAGAUUGAAAAGAUAAAGACCAUUGGAGAUGCCUAUUUUUGUGUAGGAGGUUUGCAUAAUUCACAAAUGGCAAGUCAUCACACAGCAGAUCAUCCUGAACGCGUGUUAAGGUUUGCCAUUGACACAUUUGGAGUCAUUCACCACUAUAACACUCAUAAAAAGGUGGAAAAUCAAGAAGAUAUUGGAAUCAGAAUUGGUAUCAAUAGCGGACCCAUUGUGGCAGGAGUGAUUGGAAAGAAAAAGUUUGCCUAUGAUUUAUGGGGUGACACUGUCAAUUUUGCAUCACGAAUGGAAUCCACAUCCCUGUCAAACAGAAUUCAAAUAUCCAGAUCAACCUAUGAGAGAGUAUAUGAUCUUGGAUUAGAGUUUGAGGAACGUGAGGUCGAUGUUAAAGGAAAAGGAUUGAUUAAGGCGUAUUUAGUCAAUGACAAACACCACAAGCAAGUAGAAGUCGCUGAAUCCAUCAUGGAUAACCACAAUGAUUUGAGUAACUUGAGAGAAUCAGUGUCCCUUCCAAGCAACGAUGAUGAUACCAUACCACUAACCUUGGAAUAUUCGAAUCAAGAAUAG
Messenger RNA from Naegleria lovaniensis, 642 nucleotides. RefSeq lists its product as uncharacterized. Gene Ontology annotation, molecular function: phosphorus-oxygen lyase activity. The record is from RefSeq and is a predicted model, not a curated record. Lineage: Eukaryota; Heterolobosea; Eutetramitea; Acrasida; Naegleriidae. Gene Ontology annotation, biological process: cyclic nucleotide biosynthetic process; intracellular signal transduction. The transcript has 2 exons. Bases 1 to 642 code for a protein of 213 amino acids.